Chaetomium fimeti is the source of this 5183-nucleotide messenger RNA. RefSeq lists its product as uncharacterized. The transcript is spliced from 2 exons. The coding region runs from base 220 to 4725 and encodes 1501 amino acids. The record is from RefSeq and is a predicted model, not a curated record. NCBI's taxonomy places the organism in Eukaryota, Fungi, Ascomycota, Sordariomycetes, Sordariales, Chaetomiaceae. Gene Ontology annotation, molecular function: phosphorelay sensor kinase activity. Gene Ontology annotation, biological process: phosphorelay signal transduction system; phosphorylation.
UUUUAUUCUUGAUUUGACUUUUGCGUGCCAAUGGGGCCCGCUGCUGGGCUCGCCUACCGAUAACGUGCUGUCAUCCGCCCCGGUGCCGUUACUGUGGUCCCGGGUCUUUGGUAGCGGACUCAGCCCUCCGUAGCCGUGUAGGUCGCUCAGGAAAUCACGAAGUUCCUCGGCAGCGCCCCCCUGUUGGGAGAGCGUCGAGAUACGCCGGUUGCCUCCGACAUGACACUAGAGGGCCAACCCGAGCCCUGUAUAUCUUCUCCCCACGCCGCUGCCUCACCCCCGCCAAACCAGCUCCGCUCUGUCCCCCCGGGCGCAUCGUCGACCAACGGCUGUUCUACUCCAUUCGCUCAUCCUGCUCGCCGUACGGGGAACGUUAGAAUUAGCCCUAGCAGCAGUAAUCAGCUGGACGAGCUUGCCGGGAGGAUCGAAAGAGAAGACGGCCAGUCGACGCGAGCACCUGAUACUAGCCGGCAUCGGCAUGGUCUGGCAUCUCGCUCAUUGACGGGCGAACUGUCUGAGCGUGGGCUUCUCCCGUCCGGAACUCGGGCCCCGGUGAUCUCGACGGGACCGCCACUAGGACGCCCUCAGGGCAAGAGGUACUCGGCGACGGACAAGAGCGCCGCGCGCCCUUUCGGGUCGCCGACCAAGAAGCCCCGGCUUGUGGCGCCUGGAAAUCUCUCAUUACCGUCCCCCUUGGACGAGACGAUUCCCGUCCAGUCGGCCGUGGCAUCUCCCCUCUUCUUCUCCAACUCGCCGAGGCGUCUGCUCAAUCGCCCACCCAGCGUUCCUACUCCGGAAGUGCCCCCCUCCAGAAUGGGUGGCAGGAACGAGGCUCUCGGUGAAGUGACUACGCUCCGCUUGCCGAAAGGCCAGGUCAGCGUGACAAGUCCUGCGAGGUCGUCGGGCACCCCGCGUAGCUGGUCAUCAACCGACCUUUCUAGUCUCUCCCGCAGCCCCGAUGGUUGGCCACAGCCGUCCGUCGUUCAGCUUCUUCAGGGGAUCGGGGUCGUCGAGCUGUUGGAAGAAGACGAACGGCCGACCUUCAUCAUCGACCUCAAUGACCCGGCAAACUUCCACCCUGGUCCUCUGCAUCUUCUCUACGCUAACGUCGCGUUGAGAACAACGCCCAAUGUCCUACACUUGCUGCAGCUCAACCAAGCAGAAUCGCGGCACAGCCCCGAAUUUGCCGCGUUCAAGACGUGGGCCGCCAGUUUGGUGGGAGACAAGUCGAGUACCAAUGCUGCUGCUCAGUCUGCCCCCUAUGCUGGGUUUCCGUGGACUUUUUCGACCCUCCGGAGGCGCUUCCGAAUCAUUCGUGGAUACCAGAACAUGACCUUCAACGCAACGACCUCCCCGAGCCAAACACCAACAUCCGAACCCUCGCCUGCCGCCGAACUGUUACCAAGCGGGCGCUGGCCAGAAGAGAGGCUCGCCUCGCCCGGAGAACGCAGCGAUUACUUUGGGACAGCUGGGCGGACGCACCCCCGUUCUCACUCUGAGCCCCGCAGCAGGGCUGGCUCAACUGCCGACACUGUUGUCCGCCCCUUUGAUGACCUGGCGCUCUCGUCUCCACCGCUACGUACAACGUUUGACUGGACUUGUAUUCCCAUCGACGACCCCGGCCUCUCCGCUCACCAUCGGUUUGCACGGUCGAUCGACUGGGCGUCCACUCCGCUCGGGCCCAUCGAGUUGUGGCCGCUCGAAUUGCGGAUAAUGUCAUCUAUGAUCAUGGGCAGCCCGCAUCCGGCCGCGCUCUACUGGGGUCGAGACUAUGUUGCUAUCUACAACGAGGCCUACAUCUCUCUUGCUGGCCAAAAACACCCCCGACUAAUGGGCUCUCGGUAUCGGGACGCCUGGCCCGAGAUAUGGGGCCAGAUCCAGCCAGUUUUCGAUGCCGCCUGGGAUAGUGGGCAUGCAACAAUGAAGAACGAUGACACACUCUUCGUAUCCCGCCACGGCUUCAUGGAGGAGGCCUUUUUCAACUGGGCAGUCAUCCCUCUGUUGGGAGGCGACGGGACAGUCGUGGCCAUCUACAACCCAGCGUUCGAGAAUACGCGCCGGAGGGUCGUCGAGCGCCGCAUGCUGACACUUCGCGAGAUCGGCAUCGAGACAGCGCAGGCCCGCGACGUGAAGGGGUUUUGGGCUCAGCUCCAGAAGGGCCUCGAGUACAAUGAACUAGAUGCUCCUUUUGCCCUCAUUUACUCGGUCGGCGAAGAUAGCGAGAGUGAAGUCUCGUCUCUAAAUUCGGGGAGCGUCGCACACCCGCCGCAAAUAGUCCUCGAAGGUUCCAUCGGCACACCCGACGGCCACCCCUGCGCCGUUUCGUCUAUCGAUUUGCGGUUCAGCGACGAAGGAUUCGCCCCAUACCUAAGAGAAUCGAUGGCGCACCCGGCAACUCCUAUCGUACUCAGCGAGGCUGACGGCACCCUGCCGACCGCACUAAUAGAAGGCAUCGCGUGGGCCGGGUAUGGCGACCCGUGCCAUACUAUAGUCGUAUUUCCCGUGCAUCUCACGACAGCAGGAGAUGCUGUGGUUGGGUUCAUCGUUCUGGGUGCGAACCCACGGCGCCCCUAUAACGAGGAUUACCAACUCUUUAUCAACCUCCUCGCCCGUCAGCUCGCUACCUCCUUAGCCUCUGUGGUUUUGUUCGAGGAGGAAAUCAGGCGCGGACAGAAGGCUGCCCGCCUAGCCGCGCUCGAUCGGCAAGAACUCUCAUUGCAACUUCACCUUCGGACACAGGAGGCCGUCGAGAGCGAAUACCGGUUUACGAGAAUGGCUGAGUUUGGGCCCGUGGGCUUGUUCAUUGCGGACGGUCACGGGCACAUCAACUACUGCAAUGAGAUGUGGUACAGGAUAUCUGGGCUCCCGAGAAACGCCAGCACCUUCGCCGCGUGGAUGCAGAGCAUCCGGGACGAGGACCGGCUUGGCACAGAGCUCGCGUGGCGCCGUGUCGUCGAGGAUAAGAGGGCCGUGACGCACGAAUUCCGGUUCAACGGCUCCAGAGAACUCAUUGAUGGCCAUCUGGUCGAUGUUUGGGUCUUGAUGAGCGCCUACCCCGAGAGAGACGGGUCCGGGGGUGUCAAGAGCAUCUUCGGCUGUAUCACCGACAUCUCGCAACAGAAGUGGGCCGAAAGCGUCCAGAAGCAGCGACGGGACGAGGCGGUUGAGCUGAAGCGCCAGCAGGAGAAUUUCAUCGACAUAACCAGUCAUGAAAUGCGAAAUCCCCUGAGCGCCAUGCUGCAGUGCGCCGACGAGAUAGCGUCAGGUUUGAGUCGAUACACCCAAGGGGACCCAUCGAUUCGCGCUCCCAGUGCAAUGAACGCCUUGGUCGAAAGCUGCGUCGAGGCAGCCAGCAUUAUCUCGUUGUGUGCAAACCAUCAGAAGCGGAUCGUGGACGACAUCCUGACCCUGUCCAAGCUGGAUUCGAACCUGCUACUCGUGACGCCUGUCGAUGUACAACCUGUCACGGUAGUGCAAGAUGUGCUCAAGAUGUUCGAGGCUGAACUCAGCUCAAAUGGUAUCGACGGGCAGGUAACGGUCGAAAAGUCGUACCGAGAUCUAGCCGUUGACUGGGUGAAACUAGACCCUUCGCGUCUUCGCCAGGUUCUUAUCAACCUGAUGAGCAACGCCAUUCGAUUCACACAGAACCAGCCGACGCGAUCGAUCGCAAUCAGUAUCGGCGCAUCUACAGACGUGUGGGAGGACGGCUUGCCGUACGUUCCUCCCCGAAAGCCACCAGCGGAAGAUUUUACAGAUGAAGCCGACUGGGCUGGUGGUGAGAAGGUCAAUAUCCACUUCGCCAUCACCGACUCCGGCCCGGGACUGGAUGACAAUGAAAAACAAAUCCUGUUGCAGCAGUUCAGCCAAGCAAGCCCGAGGACUCACGUCCAAUACGGCGGUUCAGGCCUAGGGCUCUACAUCUGCCGGACAUUGACAGAGCUGCAGGGCGGUCAAAUUGCGGUACAAUCUACGAAGGGGCAAGGAAGCACGUUUGCCUUCUACAUCAAGGGUCGAAAGUCAGACUUUACGCCCGUCGACUCGCCGCUUCCCACACCCACACUCACGCCCACGCCCACGCCCACCUCAAAUGACAACGUUCCUCUCCCGGGACCUCUGCACAGUGUGCCGUUAGAACAAAUACCGUCUCCCGCGAGAUCUGCCACACCGACGACUGAGGCCGCUCAGCAACCGCUACCGCCAUCCCCCAUGGUGCAGCCGGACCCGUCCCGGCUCGAUAUCCUGGUGGUUGAGGACAACCUAGUGAACCAAAAGGUCCUGAAGCGACAGCUGGAGUUCGCUGGGAGCAACACGUACGUCGCCAACCACGGCGGGGAGGCUCUGGCCGAGCUCCGCCGUUCUCGCUUCUGGUACGAAUGCGCCACAGCCCCAGAGAGCAAGUCUGGCGGGCUGGCGCCGCCAGAUCCCGGGCCGACAAACUACAGCAACAAUUGCCGGAAUAUCUCGGUCAUCUUGAUGGACCUUGAAAUGCCCGUCAUGGAUGGCAUCAGCUGCACCCGUGAGAUUAGGCGGCUAGAAGCGGAAGGAGUCAUCACUCAGCAUAUCCCCAUCAUCGCUGUCACUGCCUAUGCGCGGCCGGAGCAGGUGGAGAACGCGAAGGCCGCGGGCGUUGAUGGCGUCAUCUCGAAACCGUUUCGAAUCUCGGAACUAAUACCCAAAAUCGAGGAGCUCGUGCUAAAAUACAACAUGGUGCCAGCACCAUGUUGACACUGGGGGGAUAUCUUAGCGGAGAGGAGGCUGAGAUCAGGAUACUAGGCAUUAAUUUGAGAGUGGUAUACGCGUGGAUGGAGCUCUGAGAGAAUGCACAGAGGCGUUGGGGCCGUGCGGGCUACGGACACUGAGGCGUUGAGUUGUCGCGAUAGUCGAAAGAGGCAGGAUGCAAUGGGUGAAUGAAUGACUAGUGUGGGAAGAUACUGUGGCGUUUUGUGAUCUGUCUGACACGACUGGUGCUGCUUUGCGGGCGUUGGGGAGGGAAAAAAAAAGAGUUGGGAGUCAACAGCCAGGGGUGGACUGAGCCCGGGGGAGAGGAUUGAUAGGGAGAGGGAUCUGUGAAGGGGCGGAGGAUAUACCACCUUGCAGGAUAUGUUUAGUUUGGGGUACCUACCUAAUCAUUAAGGAGCCGAUUUGCUGUGUAGGAUGGCAAACAUGGUGAUGGUGAUGGUGAU